AUGGAAACAUUAAUUGAGUAAAAAAAUUGCCUAUCACAAUAUCAGGAAUUAGUCAUCUGCAUUAAACAAAUAGCAUCAUAAUCUAAUCCCAGUAAAAGACCUUCAUAUACAACAAUAUGUUAAGUAAUUUAAAAAAUAUCCUUAGCCAUAAUUUUAGAAAUUAGGUUUAUGUGUAAUGAAGGAAGAGAAAUGA
Paramecium sonneborni is the source of this 193-nucleotide messenger RNA. NCBI's taxonomy places the organism in Eukaryota, Ciliophora, Oligohymenophorea, Peniculida, Parameciidae. The record is from the annotation of a GenBank genome assembly.